This is a messenger RNA of Ruditapes philippinarum (Manila clam), 2978 nucleotides long. RefSeq names its product CDP-diacylglycerol--inositol 3-phosphatidyltransferase-like. The record is from RefSeq and is a predicted model, not a curated record. The coding region runs from base 178 to 825 and encodes 215 amino acids. Lineage: Eukaryota; Metazoa; Mollusca; Bivalvia; Venerida; Veneridae. The transcript has 6 exons. Gene Ontology annotation, biological process: phosphatidylinositol biosynthetic process. Gene Ontology annotation, cellular component: Golgi apparatus; membrane. Gene Ontology annotation, molecular function: CDP-diacylglycerol-inositol 3-phosphatidyltransferase activity.
UUGAAGUCGUUGUGUAUUUUACUAAACCAUAAAACCCGGAAGUCAAUUUUGUAAACAAUAAUAUCAUUUCUUUUCAUAGCAAAGUCCACGUUGUAAAAACCAACACGUUUGUGCUCGUUCUCAAGGCUUGACGCCAUAUAUAAAGAGUAUCGUGCUCAAAAUUGAAGAACAGCAAUCAUGGCAGAAAAUGUGUUUUUGUUCAUUCCAAAUAUUGUUGACUACUUUCGAGUGUUGUUUGCUUUUGCAUCCUUCUAUUACAUGCCAACUGACCCAUGGCUGGCGUCAAUACUGUAUAUCGUUAGUGGGCUCUUAGAUGCUGUUGAUGGACAUCUAGCAAGAAUGCUUAAUCAAGGAAGUAAAUUAGGUGCUAUGUUAGAUCAGCUGAUUGAUCGGGCCACUACAAUGUGUUUGUGUGCAGCACUGUGCCAUUUCUACCCAAAAUAUAUGCUGUUCUUCCAAGCUUCAAUGGCCAUUGAUAUUGUUAGCCAUUGGUUCCACAUACAGAGCACACUGAUGACAGGUGGUGGCAGCCAUAAAGUUCUGGAUUUGUCAGCUAAUCCAGUUCUCCGACAUUACUAUCACAACAAGAUCAUCUUGUUUGUGAUGUGUUCAGCCAAUGAAUUAUUCUUCUGUAUGCUGUAUCUUUGUUACUUCACACAGGGACCAACCAUUUUGUUUGGGCUCGGCCUGUGGAAGCUGAUACUGUAUGUGUGUGCACCAUUGUCCUUCAUCAAGACGGGAAUAAGUUUGAUACAGCUUGGGGCUGCAAUGUCAAAUAUAGCAAAUAUAGACAUCGCUGAUAGGGAAAAAGCUAAAACCAAAUGAAAGUAAUGGAAACUUUUGCGAGGAAGACUUUUCAUUGCACUUGGAGGUGCUGUUUAUAGAUUUGUUGUUACUUGAUGUUGUAAAGGGUGUUUAGGAAGAUGGAUUUUGUGUGGUUUUACAGACAGUCUUGAAGAAGAAAAAUGUUUUUGUUUUGAAGCUGUUAAUGUCUGUUGUACAGAAACUAUGUUGGUUGUAAUUUUUAGCUGUGAAUGUAAACAUUUUUUGUCAUAUUGACUUUAAUUUUCAGUGUUUUUGGCUUACUUGUGUAAUUUUUCAGUAACAGAAAUCCUUCAUUAGCUACAUUGGUCAUGGUGAUAUAAUUUAAAGUUAUAGAAAAACCUUUCAUGGGUAAUUUUUUCUCAUUGAUAAAUACUAAGGUUGUGUGAAAGUUACAUUUUGUUGUCACUUUGUUGUUAAUAUUUUUUAACAGAUGCACCUUUCCAAUGAUUGAAGUAUUUUUAUGAGAUUAACUUAUUUUCCCAUUCUGCUAAUUUUUAAAGUAUUUUUUUUUUUUUGUAAAAUGUUUUGUAUAAAAAAACAUAUGUUUAUUAAAGAGUUUCUAAUAUAUUUUUUUUAUCAGCUGAAGUAUUUUUUCUUAAUAUUUUUGAUCACAUUAUAAGUCACACCAAUACAUUGGUCAAGAUUUUUUGCUUAAAAAAGAUUAUUAUAAGACUGAAUCAUAUUACUGAAACUACAGGUAUAUCGUUAAUAGCUCUAUUUUUGUUUUUAUUGAAAUCCCUUACACAUUGAAAACUUUUUAACAAAAAUUUAGUAGUUGAGGGUUAAAAGAUUGGGAACUUUUAAGUGUUUUGAUAUUGUUAUGAAGCAUUUGGUCGUAAGUUUUGAUGUUUGAAUAUAAAGAUUGCUUGAAAGGACUGUUUGAAUUGCAACUGUAUUUUACUUCCAAAUUUUUAUUAUUUAUUGAAGUAUUAUUUUUUUUUUCAAUAUCAUUAUUUUUCACAUUCUAUUUAUACUCUAACUCGGUAUUAUCGGCGCAACUCUAUUAUCGACGUACUCUCAGUAUUUUGUCAUGUGCGGUCAUGUAUACAUUGAAAUUAAAAAUCUUUGACCUCAUUCAAUAAAAAAUGUAAUGAUUAGUUGAAUUUGUACUGCUUUACACAACAUAUCGAUUAUUAAAUUCAUCAAUGAAAUUCAAUGCAGACAUAUAGGAAAAGUUAAGUACGCCGAUAAUACGGAGUCCCAUGCUACAUGUAUUUCCCAUCUUAUCAGUUUAUUUAUAUCUUUACCUUGAAUGAGCAGAUAUUACAGUAUGAAUUUGUCUUCACGAAAUGAAACUGAAAAUGAUAAGCCGUUGUCACGUUUAUAGAGCUAGACCAGCAUGCACUUCCGUACAGUCUGGCCAAUCUCUUUAUGGUUGGUAACAUCGUUUUCGUAUUUUGAUGUUAAAACUCCAGAAACCUUGAAUUGGAAGUUGCAAAAUUCCAAGCUAAGCAAAUCCAUUUAAAAAAUAAGUGGAUUAAGAGAUUUUUUAUUUUCCUAAACUUGUAUUGUCUGUUUGCAAGAAAAUGGGUCUUUUUCCUGAAGAACGUUAUUGAUCACAAGAUGUUUAUAUGAUAUUUCUAUAUAUGUAAAACUUGUAGCAAUAUUGAAGAUGAAUUACAUUUUUUUUAUUAAGAAUAGUGCUUCAGUCAUAAAUUAUGCUUGUUUUGAUCAAACUUACAUUUUUAUGUGCCAUUUGUUUUUUUAUAAACAUUCAUCUGAAUCUAUGUAUGUACAUAUCUUAUCUUUACUGAUUUUACAUUUUAAUUUACUUUACUCACUACCUUUCUACAAAGUAUCAAGUUUUUCAAGUGUCCAACUUCCAGGAUUCACCCUGGUUGAAAUUCAUACAUAUAUGAUUUCAUACAAAGUUUCAUCAAAAAAGUAUAACAUGGUAAAGAUAUCUAGAUAUCAUGUUGCCAAAUCAUAUUUUUUAUUGCCAAAUUACUAACAUUUUAGCUAAAGGUGUAGUGAGCUCUGAUUGUCUAACAAAUACAAUUGCCAAUUCAAUGUAAUUUGUAUUUGAAUUAUGCUGAAAUUUGUUUGUAGAAGAAAAUUCUCAUUUCUAAUCUGUAUUAUUAAGAUACUCAUGUACAUUUUGAGAGUUUUUAACAUGUUAAUUUAUUUUUAGUCAUUAAAAUAUAUGUACGAAG